This is a messenger RNA of Clonostachys solani, 591 nucleotides long. Lineage: Eukaryota; Fungi; Ascomycota; Sordariomycetes; Hypocreales; Bionectriaceae. The record is from the annotation of a GenBank genome assembly.
AUGGCGACGCCGUUUCCCAACAUCUACACCCAUCGGAAGGUCGCUGAGACGUCUUCCAAGGCUUGCGAUGUCUGCUACAAGCCCAGCACAUCCGUACUAAUAACCCCAGAUAAGAAGGAUUUCUUCUACAUCUGCCCAGUCCAUCUGAAGGACCCCAACUUUGCUACUCCCAAAAUUGAUGAGGAAGCUGUCAAAGCAAAGCGGGAAAAAGAACUCGCUGAAGAAAAGGAAAAGCUGAUGAAGGAGUACGAGGAACGGCAAAAGAAGAAGAAGGAAAAGGAGAAGGAGAAGGAGAAAGACAAGGAUGGCAAAGACAAGGCCAAGGACAAAGAUGAGGAUAAGAACAAAGACGAGGACAAGGAUAAAGACAAGGCGAAAGCGGACGACGAGAAUGACACUCCCACGGAGGAGGAGCCUCGGGUUUUCGAGCUCAAACAACUCUUUCCACAGCUACUCAUUGUUAUUCUCAGCGUGUUCUAUCAACAGAGGAUUCAGAAAAAGAGGCAGGCAGAAGUUGCCAAACGAGACCGCGAGAGGGCGUCCCAGCCUGGCUACUUCCCGUCUGUCCCUUCAGAUCUUCCCACUAGGUGA